UAUGAUGUAAAAAAAAAAAUCUUGAGCACAAACUUGAAACUGAAUAAAACACGAAAAAAGUAAAACUAAAAGGCUCGGCAAAGUUCACAUUUUGAGGAAAAAUCUUCAAAGCGAAGAUAAAAUUUUAAAAGGGGGAGAGAGAGAGAUUAGGUUUUUUUAACAGAGAUUAUUAAGCAGUUUAUGCACAAUUAAAUGGCAGGUAAUUCUAGUGCUCAUGGAUUAUCUCUUUCACAGCUGAUUAAAGCAACGUCUGCGAAGUAUCUCAUAAAUAUACUUAAAUCGGUUGGAUUUAAAAAAGAUCUGGUUAUAGAUAAUGAUUUAAUUGGGCCAUUAGACCACAUUGCUGGUGUUACAGUUUUAAGGGAGCAUGGAGUGGACAAGAUUUACAAACUGGACUUUGGUCUCUCUCCUGGUCAGAACAACAAGUGUCUCUACCUUAUCAGACCGUGCAUGGUAUCAACCAAACAGGUUGCCGACCACAUCAGUGCAGCUCGACAACAGAAUAAGGACGUCACUUUCUGGAUUGUCUUUGUACCCAGGAAACUGCACGUGUGUGAACUGAUUCUCGAACAAGAAGGUGUUUAUGAUGAAGCCACUCUGUUGGAGUAUCCGUUAGGCCUAAUACCACUGGAUAAUGAUAUCUUUUCCUUGGAGGUUUCAGAUUUUUUUUCAUCAUUUUACCUUAAUGGAGACCAAGGUUGGAUACACACUAUCGCCUCUUCCUUAGUGCAGUUGCAGAGAUUGUUUGGUCCGAUCCACUCUCGUUUUGGCCAAGGGCGCUGUGCUAAGGUUCACAGGGAAAUACGAAACAGACAUAUGUCUCACGUAUUUGCACAUUUGAAGGAAACAGCAAACCAAAUUCAGACACGAUACAAUAAAAGACAUGGGAUGAGUUUAGGUGAUAUGAAGAAUUUUGUAAAAAAUGAACUUCAGGAACUUCAGCAGCAGCACAAGUCUUUAGGACUAC
This is a messenger RNA of Limulus polyphemus (Atlantic horseshoe crab), 967 nucleotides long. RefSeq names its product vacuolar protein sorting-associated protein 33B-like. Gene Ontology annotation, biological process: vesicle-mediated transport; intracellular protein transport. The transcript has 8 exons. Gene Ontology annotation, cellular component: CORVET complex; lysosome. The record is from RefSeq and is a predicted model, not a curated record. The annotation marks the transcript as partial. NCBI's taxonomy places the organism in Eukaryota, Metazoa, Arthropoda, Merostomata, Xiphosura, Limulidae.